Molecule: messenger RNA, 642 nt
Organism: Phytophthora sojae
Lineage: Eukaryota; Oomycota; Peronosporomycetes; Peronosporales; Peronosporaceae
Exons: 1
Source: RefSeq, a predicted model, not a curated record
UGGCUAUCGGAGCAUGAUCUGGACAAAAAUGCAGCGCAGCUCGGUUCAUUCACGGUGUAUCUGUGGCGCUUUGGGAUGAAUAUGGCCGGCCAAGGAAAUUCAUACUCAACUAUCUGCGCCAAAUUGUGUGCUGUUCGGUGGUAUCACCGCUACAAUCUCGGGUAUGACCCGGGUGUGAACGCGAGCCACGCGUUGCUACUCCGCGGCAUCCGGAGGUUCACGAACCCCGAUUCCAAGCAGCAUCCGCUGUCACCCAAGCUUCUACGGCGUGCGAGUACAAUGCUUGACUUCCAGCAACCUCGCAACAUGCUCGCGUGGGGUGGAAUGCUGCUUGCAUACUUCUUUUUACUUCGGAGAUCAGAAUACCUGUUUAUUGGCCGGCGUCACCACGACUAUAUAUUACGACUUGGAGAUAUUUGCUUCUUGGACAAUCAGAAUCAACGCGCGACCCCGCGCAAAGCGACUCGGGUGGGUAUUCGUCUGUGUGGUGCAAAGAAUAAUCAGUUCGGCAGGGAAGAGCUUCGCUACCACCAGAAGUCGGGCGAUAGCGUCCUUUGUCCCGUUCGAGCGGCCCGAUGGAUACUCAAGGCAGCAGCAGUGUUUGGAACUCAUCUGGAUCAACCCGCCUUGACAACAGGCCAA